This is a messenger RNA of Actinia tenebrosa (Australian red waratah sea anemone), 2040 nucleotides long. Its product is annotated as protein fem-1 homolog B. Lineage: Eukaryota; Metazoa; Cnidaria; Anthozoa; Actiniaria; Actiniidae. The record is from RefSeq and is a predicted model, not a curated record. Gene Ontology annotation, molecular function: protein binding.
UUGAACACUAACCGCGUACAUGACGAAGGAAGGUGUCCAUUCUGCCUGUAUCCCCACAUCUGCAAAACGUUUUUCGUAGCUACACAAGUGGAUGAUGAGAGAUUCUCCCCAAGAAAACAAUUCGAAUCCUUCAAACAUACGUGAACCUGAAUCAAACCGCGAAGCCAUUAGCAAAGAUGGGCUUCAACUGUUACAAAAGAUCAUCCAAGAUCCAAAGCUAACACAAGAUAGACGCAAGGCGAUAUUAAGUGAGACACUGGUGCGAGUUAAUAAGCGAAUAGGAACCCCUCUCGUCGUAGCAGCGCUUAACAACUUAAUUCAAGUUGUCGAGCUCAUUAUUAAAUACGAUUUAGUGGACUUAGAGCAAACUUGUUCUAUUGAUUUUGAAGAUGGGACAAGAGCAGAAGGUGUUACGGCGCUGUGGGCUGCUGCUCUCUCUAAUCAUUUAGACAUCGUCAAACUUCUGGUUCUAAACGGUGCCGAUCCGAAUCAUCUUACAAGCUCCAAUUCAUCCCCCCUACGAACUGCCUGCUUUAGAGGAUGGAAAGAUGUCGUAUUGUGUUUGUUAAAUUACGGUGCAGAUGUGAAUAUCGUGAACAGCCAAGGUAGUUCUUGCUUGAUGGCGGCAGCUUACAAUGGUCACAGAGACAUCGUGACUGUAUUGAUCAACAGAGGCGCUCAUUUGAACUUCAAAGACAAAAAAGGAAAUACAGCCCUUCACUACGCCGCCGAACGAGGUCAUCUACAGGUAGUCAAAAUCUUAAUCAAACUGGAUGCACAAGUUCUGUUGAACAACGAAGGAUUAUCCCCACUGAAACUAGCCUGCAAUGGUUGCCAGGAUGAGGUGAUGAAGUUCUUUGUCCUUCGCCCACAAAUUACAAGAUACGAGAUAAUCGAAGCUUUGGAGCUGCUCGGCGCUACCUAUGCGAAUCACCCAGAAAAAUGCAACAUAAAUAAAGCAUACAAACUGUUAUGGACAGCGAUGCAGCACAGGUACAAAGAUCCCGACGGUGAUGUACUCCAUAAGUUCGUGCGUCCACCUGUCAGAGCCUAUGGUUAUCGCUUCGAAUGCCAAACACCAGAGGAACUUGCCAAAAUACAGGACAACCCAUAUGCUAUUCACAUGGAAGGAUUAAUCGUCCGUGAAAGACUCCUUAGGACAAAAAAUGUAUCAGUUCCAGUGCACAUCCGAUACAGGGGAGCUUGUUAUGCAGAUAAGGGAAAAUUCGAGGAUGCUUUAGAGCUAUGGAAGUACGCUGCUAGGCUUGACCAAAGAAAUUCCAUCAACAUUUUUGACCAGCUUUUUCGUAUCGGAAAACUUAUGGCGCAAAUGAUCAAACAAGAACAACAGGUGACGUUUGUCCACAUAGAGGAAUUGUUCGCCAUGCUUUUGAGCGAUGUCGAGAAGAUAAGCGGAGAGAUGGAAAACAACAAGGGCAACUCAAAGAGAGCUGAGAGCAGAGACAGGAAAAAUAACUCCCCGACAAAGGAAGAAAUACAAAAGAUGUUGGAACAAACCCAGCUCAUCACUCUUAUUUUCCUUGCUGUCAUGUUGGAGCUAGAGUUGUCGAGGAAAGAACAGAGAAGAUGCAUGAAACACAUUAGGAGGUUCAUUCAUUUUGAACGAGAACUGUGCCAAGGUAGGAACACUUUACUUCAUUUAGCCGUCUCUAAAGACACCUUUCGGAAGGAUAAAGAACUUAGUAGUGUAAUUAAGCUACCAAGUGUGGAAAUGACAAGGGUUUUGAUAGAUGCUGGCGGUGAUGCUAAUGCCAAGAACCAAAAAGGUAGCACGCCUCUUCAUGUGAUCGCAUCGUUCACAAAAGAAGACCCUGAUAGCAAGAGGACUAGCACCAGCUCGGCACAGAUUGAGAUUAUCGAAGAUUUGUUGAUGGCAGGAGCAAACAAGUACGCCGAGAACAAAGAGUCGUUAACACCAGCCGACUAUGCACAACUGGAACAAAUCAAAACCCUAAUUUCUAAAUUUUCUAGUGAUCCAUUUGCAGAAGGCUACUAGCUAAAAAGAUCUACAUUGUGUCC